AUGCACCUUUUUCUGUCUCGUUUUGUGCUAAUUGUCUCAAUCCUCGUCCAUGCUUGCGCACAAGAUACCCUCACGAUAUUUCCAGCUGCCAAUGUUGCUGAUGCGGCCGGCGUCUCCUCGCCUCUCAGCCCGUCUUUUGCUGGAUUUGGCAUUGAACCCUCCAAUCUCUACUCUUUCACCGGCGGGGACAGGCCGAACCAAUUCUCCGUAAACCUCCUCCAGAAUCUUGCUGAUUACGCUGGCGCCCCUCCUCAUAUCCGGCUAGGAGGGAACGCCGGGGACUUGAUGAUAUACGACUCAUCAUUCGAUGAUUACAGCUUGAAGAACAAUCCGAACGCAGUCGGGCAGGGGAAAUAUGCGAGCGAUUCCAUGAUCUUUGGACCCUCGUAUUUCAAAGCUCUAGAUCGGUUUCCCGGAGGCACUCCAAUCACAUACGGACUGAAUCUUGCGUAUUCAGAAGCAGACUACGUGGAAAAUAUUGUGAAGGAGGCUGCUGCUGCGCUGAAGGAUAUGACGAACGUGAAACUAGCUUCGUUCGAAAUUGGAAACGAACCGGAUCUCUAUCUCCAGAACGGCUUUCGCACUGGGACGUGGGAUGGGCAAGUUUACACCCAGGAAUUUCUUAAUCGCGCCGCAUCAGUGUACGAUCAAGUACUGAAACCAGCUGGAUUACCGUCCAGUUUCUUCGAAGCCCCAGCAACAGCAUCCACGAUAGGGACUACUUUCGAAAUCAAACAGCUAGUCCAGAACGGGCUCAUUGCCAAUACAAACGGGUCCCAGUAUAUUAGCGCAUGGAAUCAACACGACUAUUUCUACUUCAUUGACGUAUCAGACUAUCCGCUCAACCUAGACGACCUUAUGAAUCUUGACAACACGAAUACGCAAUUCGCAUACUGGGAAGGCCAAGUCACAGAAGGGCUGAAGACUGGCCUGCCCUACGUCCUACGUGAAAUGGCCAGCGUAGGGCCCAUUGGCAAGGAUGGCAUCAGCGACACCUUUGGAGCCGCCCUCUGGACCCUGAACUUCUUCCUCUACGCCGCUUCCCUGAACAUCUCCUCAGUGCAAAUGCACAUGACGGACAACUCAAAUGCAAGCGCUUGGCAACCAAUCACUAUGUAUGGCAACGACCCUCAUGUGCGCCCGCAAUACUACGCUCACGCUGCCGUCGCCCAGCUCAUUGGGAACGGCAACGGGACGACCCAAAUCGGCGUCUUGAACACCAACGAUGCUUCCGGCUCAUACUCUGGUCGUAUCCGCGCUUAUGCCGCCUAUGCAUCUGGCGAGCUUCGUUCCCUCGUCCUCAUCAACAGCCUUCAAGCAAACUCGUCCGACCCCUCGAAGGGCGCCUACAUUUUCAAUAUCUCGCUCCCUAACUAUCAGGGUGACUCCCUCUUCCUCUCCUACCUCACUGCCGACGGCGCCGACUCGCUCUUCGGCACAACCUGGAACGGCAUCUCCUUCGAAGACUCAAAUGACGGUUCGCCUAAGACGGUAAAUAAGACCAUAGAAACUCUACCCAUCGGCCCAGGCGGGAAGGCAUCUAUCUCAGUACGCGAUUCACAGGCUGUUGUCGCAAAUAUCGGAUCGCUGCUUGGUUCUAAGGUUCUGCCGGCGCAGGCUCCCACUUCGACCAGUGGCUCGAAGAGCUCAGAGGGUGCGAAGAAAUCGACUGCGGUGUCUGGAGUGACAGCUAUGGCGACGGCGGCGAUUAGUGCGGCUGUGACUACUACGGCAGUGUUGAGCGCGAAGCCGACAGGAGUCGGUGUGCGCGGAGGGACGGCGGAGCGGAUGUUGCCCCUUUUGGUGGUGGUUGGGGCUGUGGUAUGGGGUGCUUUUUGUAUGGCGUAGGGGAAAGGUAUCAUGAUAGACGUCUAGUCAGCAGCUACCUACCUACGAAGCACAACCGCUGGCCUGAAGCUGAUGCCCUU
Molecule: messenger RNA, 1928 nt
Organism: Mytilinidion resinicola
Lineage: Eukaryota; Fungi; Ascomycota; Dothideomycetes; Mytilinidiales; Mytilinidiaceae
Exons: 1
Coding region: 1-1848 (615 amino acids)
Source: RefSeq, a predicted model, not a curated record